AUAAAUAUUUUUAUCAAGCCGAGGCACAAAAAGUAUUUUAGUGAGAUUAGUAUUUUUUUAGACACGAUCCCAUUAUUUAAUGCUCAACAUGAAUUGUGGAAACGAUUUAGUACCCAAAAUAGUGGUUUUAGGAUCAUGUAGUGUAGACUUUACAACUUAUGCUCCCAGACUUCCAAAACCUGGAGAGACAAUUAUUGGUAGUAAAUUUACAACCAGCUAUGGUGGGAAAGGUGCAAAUCAAUGCGUAGCUGCGACAAAAUUGGGCGGAAAUACAUCAAUGAUAUGCAGACUAGGUGACGAUCGAUGGGGCACCCAAUAUAAACAAUAUCUUAAGGAUAUUGGCGUUGAUGUGACUUACGUUCACAUAACACCGAAAAUUACUACAGGAAUAGCUCAGAUAUCUGUGGCAGAAAGUGGGGAAAAUCAAAUAGUCAUUGUGCCCGGUUCUAAUGGUUAUCUAAGCAAAUUGGAUGUGAAAGAAUCUGCUGAUCUUAUAAAAAGUGCAGAUGUUCUUAUCGGUCAACUGGAAACUCCAUUCGAAACUACCUUAGAAGCAUUUAAAUUGAACAAGGGGAUAAAAUUAUUAAAUGCAGCACCAGCUCGUGAAGAUAUUGAAGAAAUACUACCUUAUUGUUCAAUAUUAUGUGUAAAUGAAUCUGAAGCCUCAAUACUUACAAAACUUGAUGUUGAUAUUUCAAAUGCUGUAACUGCUCUGGAAAAACUAUUGGAAACCGGCUGUGAUACUGUUAUUAUUACUUUAGGAGAAAAGGGAGCUGUCUAUUCAUCGAAACAUGAACCAACCCCAUUACACGUGUUAUGUGACCCAGUGACUCCUGUUGAUACUACUGGAGCUGGUGAUGCUUUCGUGGGAGCUCUUGCCACGUUUCUAGUUACGCAGAAGAACUAUUCAUUGCAUCAAAUUAUUGGAGCUGCAUGUGAAGUCGCUACUAUAUCAGUUACGAAGGAAGGCACGCAAACCAGCUAUCCCACAAAAUUAAAUCCUUUUAAUAAAGAAUUUAAGUAUUUGUACCUAUAACAUAAAUAUUGUUUAAAUAAAACAAGUUUCAUCUAAACCA
This is a messenger RNA of Galleria mellonella (greater wax moth), 1076 nucleotides long. Its product is annotated as ribokinase-like. The transcript has 6 exons. Gene Ontology annotation, biological process: D-ribose metabolic process. NCBI's taxonomy places the organism in Eukaryota, Metazoa, Arthropoda, Insecta, Lepidoptera, Pyralidae. Gene Ontology annotation, molecular function: ribokinase activity. The record is from RefSeq and is a predicted model, not a curated record. The coding region runs from base 80 to 1036 and encodes 318 amino acids.